Menidia menidia (Atlantic silverside) is the source of this 4806-nucleotide messenger RNA. The record is from the annotation of a GenBank genome assembly. NCBI's taxonomy places the organism in Eukaryota, Metazoa, Chordata, Actinopteri, Atheriniformes, Atherinopsidae.
AUGUCUGCUUUAAGGUUCCUGUUUCUGACUCUUUUGCUGGCUGUGGACUCCGUUCUCUCUGCUGAGGUACAGAGAAUCAACAAAACAGCUGAAGCUGGACAGGACUCAGUCACUCUGCCAUGUGAACAUGGAAAGGAAAAAAUCCACAUGAUAUUACUGGAGUGGACCAAACCUGGUCUAGACCCAGAUAUUGUUCUUUACUACAGAGGUGGUCAGAUUGAGUCAGAAGGCCAGCAUCCAUCCUUUCAGAACCGGGUGGAUCUGCAGGACAGACAGAUGAAGGAUGGAAACGCGUCUCUGAUUCUGAAGAACGUGACGACAAAUGAUGCAGGAACAUAUCUGUGUAGAGUCAUUCAGGGAGGAGGAGGCCAGAAGAAAACCUUCAAUAUCUCCAUCCAUCUUGUGGUUUCUCCUCCAGGACAGACAAUCAACAAAACAGCUGAAGCUGGACAGGACGUCACUCUGCCAUGUGGAGCUAGAAAGGAAAAAAUCCACAUGAUAGUACUGGAGUGGACCAAACCUGGUCUAGAUCCAGAUAUUGUUUUUUACUACAGAGGUGGUCAGAUUGAGUCAGAAGACCAGCAUCCAUCCUUCAGGAACCGGGUGGAUCUGCAGGACAGACAGCUGAAGGAUGGAAACAUGUCUCUGAUUCUGAAGGAUGGGCAGAACACCAGCAGGCGGAGGAGCAGCAUGAGCCCAAGGUGGGGGGGGGAGGAGUCAGGGGGCGGGGCUCCAGAUGUGGGCGGGGCUAAAGGAAGUAAACAGCCCGUCUCCGUGGCGACGGCCCCGCCCCCCCAGGCUGAGCCGGGAUUGGACGAUGACUACGAUGACGCCUCUGAUUGGUCACGUUAUUCCUCUCGCACCUCAGAGGUGACGCUCUGUGGUGAUGUCAUCGUGGUCAUCGUCCAAUCCCGGCUCAGCCUGGAGGGGCGGGGCCGUCGCCACGGAGACGGGCUGUUUACUUCCUGUAAUCAGAAAGUGGAGCGGGAGGAAAUGGCUGCUCUGAGGUCUCUGAGCUUCUGCCUGCUGGCUGUGGGCCUCCUGAUGCCGGCUCCUGCUUCCACAGUACAGAGAAUCACAACUGAAGCUGGACAGGACUCAGUCACUCUGCCAUGUAGAGCUGGAAAGGAGAAAAAGACCAGAGUUGUGAGGUGGAGCAGAGAUGAUCUGAGUCCAGAUGCUGUUCUUUACUACAGAGAUGGUCACUUUCAUCCAGAUUACCAGCAUCCAUCCUUCAGGAACCGGGAAGAGCUGCUCACUGAGUCAGAGGAGGAGCCCGACGCCUUCCUCUGGCCCACACCUCACUUCCUCUUUCUGCCGUGUUUGCUGAAACGGGGAGCUGGUUCUGUAGAAGUGGAGCGGGAGGAAAUGGCUGCUCUGAGGUCUCUGAGCUUCUGCCUGCUGGCUGUGGGCCUCCUGCUGCCGGCUCCUGCUUCCACAGUACAGAGAAUCACAGCUGAAGCUGGACAGGACUCAGUCAUUCUGCCAUGUAGAGCUGGAAAGGAGACCCAGAUCAGAAUUGUGGGGUGGAGCAGAGAUGAUCUGAGUCCAGAUAUUGUUCUUUACUACAGAAGUGGUCAGAUUGACUCAGACCGCCAGCAUCCAUCCUUCAGGAACCGGGUGGAUCUGCAGGACAGACAGAUGAAGGAUGGAAACGCGUCUCUGAUUCUGAAGAACGUGAAGAUAAAUGAUAAUGGAAUAUAUAAGUGUGUAGUCUAUCCGGGAAGACGAUAUCGGGAGUUAAUCUCCAUCAUCCAUCUUGUGGUUUCUCUUCCUCCUCCAGAACAGAGAAUCACAGCUGAAGCUGGACAGGACUCAGUCACUCUGCCAUGUGCAACUCGAAAGGAGACAGAGAUCAUAGCUGUGGAGUGGAGCAGACCUGAUCUGGAUCCAGAUGUUGUUCUUUUCUACAGAGAUGGUCACUUUGAGUCAGACCUCCAGCAUCCAUCCUUCAGGAACCGGGUGGAUCUGCAGGACAGACAGAUGAAGGAUGGAAACGUGUCUCUGAUUCUGAAGGAUAGAAUCACAGCUGAAGCUGGACAGGACUCAGUCACUCUGCCAUGUGGAGCUGGAAAGGAGACAGAGAUCAGAGCUGUGGACUGGUUCAGACUUGAUCUGGAUCCAGAUGGUGUUCUUUUCUACAGAGAUGGUCUCUUUGAGUCAGACCGCCAGCAUCCAUCCUUCAUGAACCGGGUGGAUCUGCAGGACAGACAGAUGAAGGAUGGAAACGUGUCUCUGAUUCUGAAGAACGUGACGAUAAAUGAUACAGGAACAUAUGGCUGUAGAGUCCUGACACAAAGUAGCUCUUCAGCAGAGUUAAUCUCCAUCGUCUAUCUUGUGGUUUCUCCUCCUCCAGGACAGAGAAUCAACAUCACAGCUGAAGCUGGACAGGACUCAGUCACUCUGCCAUGUGGAGCUAGAAAGGAGGCAGAGAUCAGAGCUGUGGACUGGAGCAGACCUGAUCUGGAUCCAGAUGUUGUUCUUUACUACAUAGAUGGUCGCUUUGAGUCAGACCAGCAGCAUCCGUCCUUCAGGAACCGGGUGGAUCUGCAGGACAGACGGAUGAAGGAUGGAGACGCGUCUCUGAUUCUGAAGAAUAGAAUCACAGCUAAAACUGGACAGGACGUCACUCUGACAUUUAAAACUGGAGAGAAGACAAGCAUCAUAGCUGUGGAGUGGAGCAGAGCUGGUCUGGAUCCAAAUGGUGUUCUUUACUACAGAGAUGGUCGCUUUGAGUCAGACUACCAGCAUCCAUCCUUCAGGAAGCGGGUGGAUCUGCAGGACAGACAGAUGAAGGAUGGAGACGCGUCUCUGAUUCUGAAGAACGUGAAGAUACAUGAUACAGGAAUAUAUCAGUGUGUAGUCCAAACACGGAGUGACUCUGUGCCACAGUUAAUCUCCUCCAUCCAUCUGGACGUAACUCCUCCAGAACAGACAAUCACAGCUGAAGCUGGAGAGAACGUCACUCUGACAUGUAAAACUGGAGAGGAGACAGAGAUCAGAGUUGUGGAGUGGAGCAGACCUGAUCUGGAUCCAGAUUAUGUUCUUUUGUUCAGAGAUGGUCAGACUGAUUCAGAGGCCCAGCAUCCAUCCUUCAGGAACCGGGUGGAUCUGCAGGACAGACAGAGGAAGGAUGGAGACGUGUCUGUGAUUCUGAAAGAUGUGAAGAUAAAUGAUAAUGGAACAUAUCUGUGUAGAGUCAUUCAGGGAGGAAGAAACAGGAGGAAGAGAGCUGUUACAGAAACCAUAAUCUCCUCCAUCCGUCUUGUGGUUUCUCCUCCAGUUGUGACCUCACUGCUGAGCGGCUCCACACACCAAGCUGCUCUGACUGUGAGUCCCAGCAGCUCUCAGUUCUUCAGAGGAGCCUCUGUGUCUCUGAGCUGUGAGGAGGACGGCAGCUCUGCUGGAUGGACUGUGAGGAGGAACACCAGCAGAGGAACCAGGACCCAGUGUGGAGACGGCUGGGGAAAACUGACCGGUUCCGUCUGUAAGAUCAGUGUUGUCUUGGAAAAGGACAGUGGAGCUUACUGGUGUGAGUCGGGCGGGGGGGCGGCCGGUCCCAGCACCCCCCUCACUGUCUCUGGUGGACCAGUGAUCCUGCAGAGUCCUGUCCUCCCUGUGAUGGAGGGGGGGGCCCUCACUCUGAGCUGUACAGCAGACCCCCCCCCCUCCAGCCACACAGCUGCUUUAUUCUAUAAAGAGGGCUCCCUCAUCAGGACGGAGCCUACAGGUCACAUGACCCUCCAGCCUGUUAACAGGUCUGAUGAAGGCCUCUACAGCUGCUCCAUCGGGGGGGACAGGUCCCCCUCCAGCCGGGUCCGGGUCACAGCCAAAGAAGAACAACCUGGAGGAGACGGGAUCAUUUACAGCGACGUUCAAAUAUCCAGCCGUCAGCCAGGAGGAAACAAACCCCGCCCACAAGGAGACCCCUCCAUCAUCUACUCGACGCUGAGUUCAGAACACAUCAGUUAUGGAGAAAUAACCUUUAAAGAGAAGAAGAACCGGACAAAGAUCAGAGUUGUGACCUCACUGCUGAGCGGCUCCACACACCAAGCUGCUCUGACUGUGAGUCCCAGCAGCUCUCAGUUCUUUGAAGGAGCCUCUGUGUCUCUGAGCUGUGAGGAGGACGGCAGCUCUGCUGGAUGGACUGUGAGGAGGAACACCAGCAGAAAAACCAGGACCCAGUGUGGAGACGGCUGGGGAAAACUGACCGGUUCUGUCUGUAGGAUCAGUAUUGUCACUGACAGGGACAGUGGAUCUUACUGGUGUGAGUCCGGCGGGGGGGCGGCCGGUCCCAGCGCCCCCCUCACUGUCUCUGGUGGACCAGUGAUCCUGCAGAGUCCUGUCCUCCCUGUGAUGGAGGGGGGGGCCCUCACUCUGAGCUGUACAGGAGACCCCCCCCCCUCCAGCCCCACAGCUGCUUUAUUCUAUAAAGAUGGCUCCCUCAUCAGGACGGAGCCUACAGGUCACAUGACCCUCCAGCCUGUUAGCAGGUCUGAUGAAGGCCUCUACAGCUGCUCCAUCGGGGGGGACAGGUCCCCCUCCAGCCGGGUCCGGGUCACAGGGAAACCUCCAACCACGGCCCCGCCCACCUCUAUGACCACGCCCACCUCUGAAGCCCCGCCCCCUGACUCAUCCCCCCCCCACCUUGGGUUCAUGCUGCUCCUCCGCCUGCUGGUGUUCUGCCCCUACUUCAUCUCCACCCUCCUCCUGGUGUCUGUGUACCGACUCAGAGCCAAAGUCCAUCCAGCAGAGCUGCCGUCCUCCUCACAGCUCAGAGACACAGAGAAUCCUCUGAAGAACUGA